UUUUAGAGUCAAAAUUGGCAGAAGCCUCUUAAACAACAAUUUUUGGAACGUCUUAAUGUUAAAAUUUGAACUUUUAAAUAUUUUUUUAUUUCAACAUCCUAAAGAUGGACUUGACGAAGAAUCGAAUACAAAUCAAAUUUGUGUUAUAAGAGGUGAUCAAUUCUUUGAUAAGCCUGAGGAUGGGACUGAAGAGUAUUUUGUUUCGGAGCCGGAUGAAUUCGAUUACUGGGACUAUUGGAAUGCCGACGUUGUGCGCUUCCAAAGGACUCGCUUUUAUGGCAAUGGAAACAUCUUUGAACCAAGAUGUGACGCUUACUCUGAAUUGAAGGCAAUGUUCAUCCGAUUAAAUAGCCGCUUUGAUUUUAUUGAAAAAGAAAUGCGACAGAUGCGGGACGAAAAUAAUCGUCAAUUUGAUUUUAUUAAAAGAGGAAUGCGGCUUAUGAUUGGUCAAAUGCGACGGAUGAAUGGUCGUUUUGAUGCUCUUGAACGUGAAAUGGGACAAAUGCAGCAAACGCUGACCCUGACAUCUCUUCAAUCUGAUGUAUCACUGUUUAUGGUACGCACGAAUGAAGAUGAACUACGUAAUAUUGAGGCACGCUUAGCGACAAUUGAGGCAAGACUUGAACCGCAAAAUGUUGAUAAUCUUGGCGGAGGAGCUGGUGGACCUGUCGCUGUUGCCCAGCUUAAUAAUGUUGCUGCAGGAGCUGGUGGAGUAGCCCAUGUUAAUAAUGUUGGCGUUGAACCUGUCGGACCGCCAAAUGUUGAUAAUAAUGUUGGCGGAGGAGCUGGUGGACAUGUCGCUGCAGCCCACGUUAAUAAUGUUGCUGGAGGAGCUGGUGGAGGAGGCCAGAACAAUAAUGUUGGUGAAGAAUAGG
Meloidogyne enterolobii is the source of this 875-nucleotide messenger RNA. The record is from the annotation of a GenBank genome assembly. NCBI's taxonomy places the organism in Eukaryota, Metazoa, Nematoda, Chromadorea, Rhabditida, Meloidogynidae.